AUGUUUCCUCGGAUUUUUGGCAAACCUAAGCAAGAGACUAGUGCUCUCAUUACACUUGACAAAUUAAAUGAGACUCUUGAGAUGCUCGAGAAGAAGGAAAAAGUGCUCCUGAAGAAGGCUUCUUCUGAGGUUGAGAAGGCCAAGGAAUUCACAAAAGCAAAAAAUAAAAGAGCGGCUAUACAGUGUUUGAAGCGGAAGAGACUCUAUGAACAGCAAAUUGAGCAGCUUGGAAAUUUCCAACUACGCAUCCAUGAUCAGAUGAUAAUGUUGGAAGGUGCCAAAGCAACUACUGAAACAGUGGAUGCUUUGAGAAGUGGAGCAGCUGCAAUGAAAUCUAUGCAGAAAGCAACGAACAUUGAUGAUGUUGACAAGACAAUGGACGAGAUAAACGAACAAACAGAGAACAUGAAGCAGAUACAGGAAGCCUUGGCUACCCCCAUUGGUGCAUCAGCUGAUUUUGAUGAGGACGAAUUGGAGGCCGAGCUUGAAGAAUUGGAAGAAACAUACAGAGGAAGACGAACUUGCCGCUUUGCAAGCAGAGAUGGCACUCUAAGCAAGUCUAAAUUCCCUGGUUUAACUGGUAACGUUGGAGGAGAUUACUAUCCAUAUUUUGAGUGGAGAAUCAUUCUGCCUGCUGUUUUCGCAUUUGUGGGAUCACUCUAUGUACAUAAUGGUCUGGUAUAA
Fraxinus pennsylvanica is the source of this 684-nucleotide messenger RNA. The record is from the annotation of a GenBank genome assembly. Lineage: Eukaryota; Viridiplantae; Streptophyta; Magnoliopsida; Lamiales; Oleaceae.